This is a messenger RNA of Belonocnema kinseyi, 2920 nucleotides long. RefSeq names its product homeobox protein Hmx (gene Hmx). Gene Ontology annotation, biological process: regulation of transcription by RNA polymerase II. Gene Ontology annotation, cellular component: nucleus. The record is from RefSeq and is a predicted model, not a curated record. The transcript has 3 exons. Bases 279 to 1970 code for a protein of 563 amino acids. NCBI's taxonomy places the organism in Eukaryota, Metazoa, Arthropoda, Insecta, Hymenoptera, Cynipidae. Gene Ontology annotation, molecular function: RNA polymerase II transcription regulatory region sequence-specific DNA binding; DNA-binding transcription factor activity, RNA polymerase II-specific.
GUCGGUCGAUCGUUCGAAUCGCCGACAAUUCUCGAGGCGCGUCCUCCCGUCGGAUGCGCGAGGGCGGUUUCAUUUCCGAUUAUAAGUGACCAAGAAAAGAAAGAUGUCUCCGGGACCAGCAACCGAAAUGCGGUCCAGGACUGAUGUGUCGGGUAAAUGUUACCGCAUUAGGUGAAUACGGUCCGUCGGCGAAAAGCAAGGUUGAAAAAAGCAAAAACCUGGCUUUGUUGAACGGACACCAGUGAGGAAAAUCGUGAUAAAUUUCGGGGGUGAAGGACAUGUCGGGUGAAACAGAAAUUGAAGUUUCCGUAGUUUCGGAAGAGGAUUUGGAGUUGGACGGUUCAAGAAGCAGUUCCACACCCGCCGAAAUGCUACUUCAGGAAAAGAAUGGAAAAGGUGGAUGUGGAUUGGGGAAUCCGUUUAGUUUUGACGUUGGAAAAGCGACUUUAAGGCCGGCUUGCAAUUCGCAAUACACUUCUUUUAGUAUUUCGAAUAUUCUUGGGAGACCGGAAUCCCCGCCGGCGGAUUCGACGUCGGUUUCUGGUGAACGACAAUCUGAUGCGGAUAGAUCGUCGCCACUGCAUCCUCCGAAUUCGCAGAGUGAUCAAAGAAUGAUUUCAUGUGGGAGUCCGGGUUCUAGAAUACUUUCGACGUCUUCUUUAAAACUUCCUGGUGGGCAAAGACAGGUCAAUCAUUCGACGGAGACAAGGAGCAAUUCCGUCGGGAUUGGUUGCACUCUCAGCAAUACUAGUCCGGUCUCAGCUUAUUCCUCCAGUGAUGCGAAUAGUACGUUGAUGGGACAUCAAGCGUCGGCGGAUCUCGCUAUGCUUUCCAGGUUAGGAUUGAUGUCGUCGAUAAUAACAGGACGUUAUCCAGUCAAUAUUGCAGGCGUGGGCAGUGUAUUUUUCCCACCAGCAUUUCAACACCUCCAUCAACAACAACACCAUUCCCGAUUAGCAGCAGCCUCCACCGCUUUGAGCAAUGCCGUUGUCACUGGACAAUCGGAUAUCACGGAUCCUGAUGGUAUCCGAGGUGUUUUACCAGGCGGUCCUGGAUGGCCUUUUUGGAGACCCUCUCAUGGGAUGCAAACACUGGACCACCAUUCUUCGGCUGACAUGGUUAGUUCUUUGAAUCAUGUCAGCCCCGGCUCUGCAACCUUUCCUCAAAGAGAAGACCUGGACGAUGACAACCCAAAUGAAGACCGCCUUCAUCGCACCCGAAGUCCGUCCACUGGCGACGAAGGUCAUGACGAUCUUGGUGACGACAACGACGGUGCAGACGGCGACGGAGAAGGUGAAUCCACUGGCUCAGCAGGCCACCAUGGUACCAGCAAUGGCAACAGUGGCCAAAAUCUGCAAGGCAAUGUCGACGGUCGUGAUUCCGGAAACAUAAAACGCAAGAAGAAGACUCGUACAGUCUUCUCCAGAUCUCAGGUCUUCCAACUAGAAAGCACCUUCGACAUGAAACGCUACCUAUCUUCCUCCGAGAGAGCUGGUCUUGCAGCCUCAUUAAGGUUAACCGAGACCCAGGUAAAAAUUUGGUUCCAAAAUCGUCGAAACAAGUGGAAAAGACAACUCGCAGCUGAUAUUGAAGCCGCCAAUAUGGUUCACGCUGCGCAGCGUCUAGUGCGCGUUCCAAUUCUUUACCAUGACGCCUCCGCUGGUAAUGCAGUUACCGCUUCUGCCGCUAGUGUCUCAGUUUCACCCCAAACUCAACAGUCACAAAAUGCAACCCCGUCGUCUCUCUCACAUUCCGCCGGUGUCGGACCGGUCAGCGUUGGCGUCGGCGUCGGCACAUCCUGUGCGCCCACCACCGCCCAACAAAUCUUUUAUUCCCAUCACCAUCACCAUCACCACCACCCAGGUCACGUACAAGCCCACAGUUUACUCCCCCACCAAGUACACCCACAACCACCACCUCCUCCGCCACCACCCCCGAAUCCACAACCCCCUCCCUCCUCGACUCAAUAACCGACCCCCAUCGACACGUCCCACCUCUUCUCCCAACCCCCUUCGCCCAACCCCUGCGAGCCAUACCUUCACUAUUUCCCGACGAUUCGAACUCGCCCGAUUGUCCAAAUAGUUCAUAUCGACGAGUAAACGAGCGUUCAUGAUUAUAUUAUAUAAAUGUAUAUAUGUAUGUCUACGGUGAGAACACUAUUUUCUAUGCCCGUCCAUAACGUAGUCUCAGAUAGCGUGCUUCCACUCGAAGACUGAGGUAAGUUAGAUCUUAGAAGCUUUGGUACUGUAGUAGAUUUUACUGCAUUUUAGGAAAACACCAUUUUUCUUUUAAUUAGUGAGCCUAUUUACACCAUUAAUUUUUCUAUGGCCCAGGAAUUGAAAGAGCGGUCUUGCCAACAGAAACUCGGGACUAAGUACCUUAAUUCACGACUUAAUCUCGAGUUUAUGAAGGUAAUAAUGGCAAUACUUUUUGCGAUUUAAAGAUAUUAUAUCAGUUUCUCAUCUACAGAAAAGUAUAUGUGGUUUAAAUAUGUUCAAUAAGUAAAACUAAUUAAAAAAUUACUAAAUGAGUUGUCGAAUAAUAUGGCAGUAAAUUUUACCUCAGUAGGCAAAUCUGCUGCGGUGUAACCUGACUCACUUAUUAAAUUUCGAGCGAUUCUUGUACGCGCACGUGAUAUAAUUGCAACUCCUGUAAUGUAUAUUAUUGUUUGUUUGCUGGAUAAUAGUGUAGUAUGAUUACUGAAUGAAUGCUGACUGAAAUUAGUGAAUAAUAAAUAAUGAUGAAUGAGCCUUCUAACUGUGUUUAGAAGCAAAUAAAGAUACUAGUUAAACUAUAUGGUGGUGAUGCUUAUAUCUGUCUGUUGAUUUUUUCACUAAGGCGAACUUGUUCCUACCCCACAUUGAAUCCUGUGAAAUAUCUUCGUACAAACUUAAGGUAUCGUGAAAUAUAUUGUACAAAA